Molecule: messenger RNA, 987 nt
Organism: Heterotrigona itama
Lineage: Eukaryota; Metazoa; Arthropoda; Insecta; Hymenoptera; Apidae
Source: the annotation of a GenBank genome assembly
AUGGUAACUCCAACAGGUCACCUGACGAGCAAGACUGUGAACGAAUCUGACAUGUUUUGCGUGACCGAUCUACACUCGGAGCUAUCCGCGAUCCAGGGCCUGGUACUCGAAGGUAUUUCCACUGCUAUACUGAUGCUGGUCGCGUGCGCCGUCUGGGACAAUAGAAACGCGAGAAACACGGACUCGGUGCCAAUCAGAUUCGGCCUGACUGUGGCUGCUCUUGCACUCGCGUUCGGACCUUACACAGGUUGCAGUAUGAACCCGGCCAGGUCGUUGGCACCGGCACUGUGGAACAAUCAGUGGUCCCAUCACUGGAUCUACUGGUUCGGGCCGAUUGGUGGUGCCCUUUUAUCGUCGUACAUGUACAAGACCAUCUUCGGCGUGAGCGAGAGUACGCAGGAGGAGCCGGUUGCCGAGGCUGUCGCUUUGAACAGCGUCGCCACCCAGAAGGCGGAGACUAAAAUCAAAUUGGAUCAAAGCUAUAACGUCAACGCUUGUACACCACAGAAUUCCUAGGAUUCAUCGUCUCAUAUCAAAGGAUAACAAAAUUCUCGUCUGCGCUAAAGUGAUAAAGUCAAAGUGAUCAAUCUUUGUCUUUUUCUUCAUUUAUUAAUCCGCGUUGUGUUAUUAAAAAUUUAUAUUUUAACUUUCUUUGCCUGAAAUUGAAAGGCGACGAGUUAUUAGCAAAAUCUGAACUAAAUUAUAACCAACAAUAAGAGCCAAUGUUGCUCUGAAUUUGUAAAAUUUCAAAAUUCAUUACUUGUUUAUUAAAAAACAAAAAAAAAGAAUUAUUAUUAUUAUUUUAAAAAUAUUAAAACGACAUACACGAUUCAUUCACAUCGAACGUAUAAAACAAAUACUAUAAAUAUCUCAAGUGUAAUACGAAAUUGAGUGCGCUUCUUCCAAGUGAAUUUCCUUAUUGUUUUUUUUGUUUUCUUGUAGUCACAAGAUUUCCCAAAUUUACGAAUAGGUUUCAGUGCAAGUUAA